AUGUCUUGCCAGUGCAGGGCCUGCCUCGACCAGCUUGCAAGCCCCCAGUGGCUGUGGUUCCACGAGCAACAACACCAUGCCAAUCACAAAAUCAUCGCCUGCCCGCAAUGCGACACCAUCUUACCAACAAAGGCCAAGUACUUCCCUGCCGAUAACAACAAGUCACGGGAACAGCUUCUCAGGUGCCCCUCAUGCAACCGUCAAGAUCAGCUCAAGCUCUUUCUUCGCCGCCAGACCGCCUUUGCCUGCGGCUUCUGUUCAGCCUCUUUCUAUACCUUUUCUCCUUCGUCUCCCAGUUCUUCUUCUCAUGAUUCCGGCGCUGCAACAACCCCCAGCUCCAGCUCCGGCGUCUCCGACUCUAGUAAGUCUCACUCACGCACCGAGCGCCACUACCUCCGCCACCUUGCAGCCGAAUUCGUCCGCAACGAUGAGCUCAUCGAACAAGGCCAGCCGCCGCGCAAAUGGACUCGCGACAGCAUCAUUUACGGCUUGCUCCAGCGUCCAGAAAUCGCCAAGCACUGGAGGGCCUUGACUGUGGGCAGCAAAGCCGGUGGUGGUGGUGCGUGCAAGAUUCCGGCUGGAGUCGAUGCGUUCUUCAGCUGGGACAUGGACACGGACACGGUGCAGGAAUAUGAACUGGGAAGUACAGCUGCAAAGGAUUUUCCUUGUGGACAGUGGAACUUGCAGAGCUGGUUGCAAUACUUUGAUCCAGAGAAGGAUGGCGAUGAGAAGGCCGCAAAGGUGGCAGCUUUAGCGUUUGCGCAGGCUACCAAGUUUUACAGACCUCGGGCUGGGAGGGUUGAGGCAAGCAUCCGGACGAAUGAAGUUGGCUUGGUCGGAAACAAUGAAGAAAAGCAAGAGGGAGGAGAGGAGAAGGAGACCUCAGUUGUUUGCGAGAUAUCCUUCCAUGUUUGUGAGGUGUUCAACCGAGAUAUGGAGGUGUUUGAGCAUAAGCUACUGAACGGUCGAAGAAUUAGGGAUCUGGAAUAG
Molecule: messenger RNA, 990 nt
Organism: Neurospora tetrasperma FGSC 2508
Lineage: Eukaryota; Fungi; Ascomycota; Sordariomycetes; Sordariales; Sordariaceae
Exons: 2
Coding region: 1-990 (329 amino acids)
Source: RefSeq, a predicted model, not a curated record